AACGAGCGAUCAUUUCUAAUCAUUUCUGUGCUGUGAAAAUCUUGAGCAGACAAAGCUUGUUAAAGACUGGUUUAAGAUGGCUCGUGAUACUUUCCGCGCAGAAGAAGACAUUAUUUUUCUCUCGUGUUUAAUAGCUUUUGGUUCAAUGAUGAAUUGGCAUGCCGAGUCUCUACACGAAGUUCUCCAGGAUCUGAAGAUGAAGGUAAAAACAUUCAUGGAUGAACAAGAAGAAGAAAACAGUGAGCAAGAAGAGGAUGAGGAUGAUUUUAUAACAAUGGAAUUUGGUGCAAAAUCCCCUGAUCACUCAAGUCCCCAGAAUGAAGGAGCAAAUCUAGCACAAUCCCCUGAUGAUCAUUCAACAAGUCCCCUGAUAAUUCAAGCUGGAGGAGUGGCUCCCUAUCAUCCACUCCACAACCCAUGUGCUCCCAGGCCUACAUUUUUAAGGUAUGGAAAGAACUCCCCUGGAUUUUCCAUACACAAACUCCGGCCUAUUGUUGACAUCCAAAGAUCAGAAGAAGAGUCCAGGGCAAAGGCAGAGUCUGAGGCAGAGGCAGAGACAGAGGCAGAUCAGGGUUACAAUGGAGAAAAAUCUCAAGUCAAUGAAGAUUAUGUCAAUGAGUCCCACGGUCCUCAAUUAGCCCAAGACUCACCUAGUCUGGAGGAUCAAGAAUCAAAACAACCAAAUGAUACAACAGAGCCCAACCCCAAUUCUCUGCUCCUGCUCGCCCAUAGAAUUAACACAAGCACUGUUGGAUUCAAAAGCUGUAGGUCUGUCAUUCGCAAGAUGAUGUUACCUCUAUUUAUGUUGCUUGUAUUGGUCACGGUCACCGUGACUUCUGGAUUUGACCUGCUGGUGCUGGAUAAUAAUUAUUUGGGCUCCAGUAUUGUGCAUCAUCACAGUGCCCAUAUGAACAACCCUCUGCCGCUUACAGAAAGAGUGAGUUUAUCACAGAAAAUAAAAGGGUUCUUCUUCUUGUUACAACAGUCUGAAGAAAGAGAAAAAGAAAAUAGACAAACAGUGAGACAGUCCAGCACUGCUACUCUUGCACUGGUGCAAGAAAUUCGAAAGGUUGAACAAAUGCAAGAUGAAAUCGGCGAGGAUGCUAGCCGGGUAUUUCACCUGCAGGAGCUAAAACAGGCUGAAGAAAGAGAAGAUAACUUAGCAACUGAAAAUGGUGAGAACGCAGGCCUUUCUUGGCCUGAUAGUGGAUGCAAUGCUUCUCAAUACUUGUCUCAGGAUUUGAAGGAUGAUACAAAAAUACUCUUAAAAUCUGCAAUUGAACCUGAAUUAAAGCAGUGCAACGAGCUAAAAGACCAUACUAUUGAGGUUGAUAGUUCUGAUUUCAGGACUAGCCUUUCAGAGGUUAACCGCCAGUCUCAUCUUGCAGGAAAUGAGAUGAUUAAAUCUGAUGUUUGGGGCCACGCACACUGUUUAGAAACUUUUGAGGAGCACCACCAUGGAGGAUUAAAUCGUCUUCAAUCGAAAGAUUCCUUGAGUAGCAAAGUUGUUUGUCAGCUACAAAGGGACUGUGAUGAAAUCCCUCGAAUUGCUGAACUCAAAAAAAAUGAGGAGAUUAGGUUGCCUGACAGGGAUUGUUUGCCACAUUCGAAAUCUGAUGGAGCUGUGGAAGUUUUAGCUGUUGCAGGUUGCGAUGUAAAGAAAGAGAUCCUCUCCACUCCAUCGAAAGGAGAGAAGAGGACUAGUGGUGAGAUGAACUCAAAGAUAAAUUGUUCCAAUGGUGAAGUCUGUCAAGAUGAAAUCGGUGAGGAUGCUAGCCGGGUAUUGGAGAUAGCCUGUCUUCGUUUAGCCCAAUCAGGACUGAAUCAUGAUGCAGCUGAAACUAUUGCAUUUGUGGGUAAGCUGGUCGAUUCCUCUUCUAGUUACUCCAAUACGAGUAAGACUGCCACUGCGGAUACUGAUCAAGCCAGUAAAGAUGAAACCAAUCAGAUAAUUCAAGGGAAUUCAUCUACUGUACCCGUCUAUCCUAGUGAAGAACCUACCAGUUUUAGCAUUGAUGUAAAACAUUAUGUUCAUCCAGAACCUUAUGAUCAAAUUGUUGCAGAAGAUGAGGAGAAUUCAACAGUUCUAGCUACUGUAGUGGCACUGACAAUUCUGUUGAUUUUAGUUGCUGGUGGAAAUAGGUGGCGUAAGGCCCAAGAAAUAGAGGUCACAAAACGGUACAGCAGGAAUAAGCCUAGAAAGGGAAGGCAGCAGAUUGAACAAACUGUCUUUCACAGCACAAUCUUUCUUAGGAGAUCAUAUAAGAUCUGAUUCUAAAAGAUUGUAUACAUACUGCUUCUCUGUUGUUUCAUUUCUUUUUGAGUUUGUAGACAUAUGAACAGUGCUAGAAUUGCUAAAGCAAUUCUCUUGAACUAGGAUUUUGAAACAGGAAAAGUCGAUGUGAACCAAAACCAUGAGCAUAUCUCAUGGAUAUUUUCCACUUGUUCUUACUCUUACAUUACUCUUCCACGUGUUUUACUCUUGUGAAAUUUUGAUGCUCCCUGUAUGCCAUUAUCUCCUCUCUCUAUCAUGGCUGAUCUCUAUGUCUUUCAGUCUCUUGACUUUGAAAUUUGGGUUCAUGUG
Molecule: messenger RNA, 2584 nt
Organism: Cryptomeria japonica (Japanese cedar)
Lineage: Eukaryota; Viridiplantae; Streptophyta; Pinopsida; Cupressales; Cupressaceae
Exons: 3
Coding region: 77-2272 (731 amino acids)
Source: RefSeq, a predicted model, not a curated record